AUGCCUUCUCAGCCCCCACUUCCACCCCUCCUUGCGCCAUAUCUAUCAACCCAACCCGAGUCUUCAUUGACGCUGGUUUCCUCAAUUCUCGGCGCAACAUCUAAUUGGCUGAUAUUGAGAUUUCUACAUGCUGCCCUGAGCAACUCGUCAAACAAUGCCUUCAUCGGUCUCGAGGAUUCCCCGGAUAGCAAGAAGAAAAAAGUCGUUCUUGUGAGCUUCCUGCGGGGUUGGGAAUUCUGGAAGGCAGAGGCCAAGCGACUGGGCCUUGACCUCACUCGCUUGGCAGGCAAGCAACAAUUCGCAUAUGUGGAUGGCCUCUCAGAGCUAUUCACCACCCCAAAGCCCGCGGCCCGGCACAUUGCCGGGAGAUCGCCAGCGCAAGCGAAUAACCCAAUAGGGCAGGGAAAUGCCAGUGGGCCUAUCAAUUCGGAGCCUGGAGUCGCCAAGAAGUUGAACUUUGCUGGACAAGGACUGACGGCCUUGGACGCACUGGAGCGGGAUAUCUCAACGGUCAUUGCAAAGCUCAAGACAGCAGAAGAUGACGAGGUUCUUUUGAUAAUUGAUCAGCCUGAUUUCCUACUUGCGUCUACAGGCCCGAGCUAUGCGAUAGGUGCGACGGAGAUGAUGGAUUGGGCGACAGGUUUACAACAGGCCGCUCAUGCUACAGUACUGACGUUGGCUGCGGAUUCGCCACUUCUACACAAUGCACCGGUUGCAAGCAAUCAGAUGUCUACACCAGUCGAGUCGGAACAUGCCGCAUUUGCGAUUGGGUUGGCGCAUCGGGCUCAGUCGGUCAUGCAGCUCCGCACUCUGGAGACCGGAGCCGCAAGGGACGUGAGUGGGGUGUUGCGGAUCAGCCGCGGUGGAGGCUGGAGUACUGGGGCAGAGGAGAAUCUCGAGGAAAAAGAACUGCUGUUCUACAUCCAGCGAGAUGGCGGAGUCCGGGUGUUUGGGCGUGGGGAGUCUUGA
This is a messenger RNA of Penicillium manginii, 969 nucleotides long. RefSeq lists its product as uncharacterized. Gene Ontology annotation, cellular component: elongator holoenzyme complex. The coding region runs from base 1 to 969 and encodes 322 amino acids. The transcript has 4 exons. NCBI's taxonomy places the organism in Eukaryota, Fungi, Ascomycota, Eurotiomycetes, Eurotiales, Aspergillaceae. The record is from RefSeq and is a predicted model, not a curated record. Gene Ontology annotation, biological process: tRNA wobble uridine modification.